UCUGCAGUUUAACCCGCCCCGGAACCGAAGUCGGCGCGUCUCUGUUUCCUUGAGCCGGGGACGGUUUGUCGCGCUGCGCACGGUGUCCCCCCCUCGACUCUCAGGUGCAAUGACGCGACACGGUAAGAACUGCACGGCAGGCGCGGUCUACACGUACCACGAGAAGAAGAAGGAUACGGCUGUCUCUGGUUACGGCACUCAGAGAAUUCGGCUGGGUAAAGAUGCGAUCAAGGAUUUCGAUUGCUGCUCCCUCUCCCUGCAGCCCUGCAAGGACCCUGUCGUCACUCCGGACGGGUUCUUGUUUGAGAGAGAAGCGAUUCUGGAAUACAUCCUGCAUCAAAAAAAUGAGAUCGCCAAGAAAACCAGGGCCUAUGAGAAGCAGCUGAAGGUGGAGGGGGAGGAGUUGAAAACUCUCUCUAGAGCUGCGAAGGAGUCUCGGGUUCAAAACUUCCUGCAGAAAGAAGGGAGCAUCGUCACCAAACCACUGAACCCCUUCAAGACAGACUCCUCCUCCUCUGGUCCCAGUUGCAGCUCCAACUGCUCUGCUGGUUACUCCAGUGCUCCCAGUACUCCCAGCAGCAGCGGCUCCUCGGCUCUCUCGGCAUCAGAGCAGAAAGACAAGCAGCUUCCCAGCUUCUGGAUCCCUUCACUGACCCCCGAGGCAAAGCCGAGCGCCGUGAAGAAACCAGUGAAGACAGUGUUUUGUCCUAUGUCCGGGCGUCCCCUGCGUUUGAAGGAUCUCACUCCAGUGCGGUUCACGCGUCUCGACCCGUCUCUGUCUCGCGUGUCUCUGAUCACGCGGCAGGACCGCUACGUGUGCGCUGUGACGAGAGACGUGCUCGGAAACUCUGUGCCCUGCGCCGUGCUGAGACCCUCGGGUGCUGUGGUGACCCUGGAAUGUGUUGAGAAGUUGAUUCGUAAAGACAUGCUGGACCCUGUGAGCGGAGCCAAGCUGAGAGACAGUGACAUCAUCGUCCUGCAGAGAGGCGGUACAGGGUUCGCUGGUUCUGGGGUUGAGUUAAAGGCUAAAGAAUCUCGACCAGUCAUGCAGGUGUGAGCGAGACCAGACCAGUGCUCCCAGUUGGAGAUCCCAGUCGCCCACACUGGGAAGAGGAAUCCGGAACGUUUUCGUUUUAUUUUUUUUAGUAUAUUUUUGCGGGAGAGCUUCUCGGUUGUGAUUGUAGAAAUGUCCGUAGAGAUUCGGACCACAGUUUACAGAUGAAAUAAAUAAUGUUUACUUCACAGAG
Polyodon spathula (Mississippi paddlefish) is the source of this 1247-nucleotide messenger RNA. RefSeq names its product nitric oxide synthase interacting protein. Gene Ontology annotation, biological process: protein ubiquitination. The record is from RefSeq and is a predicted model, not a curated record. Bases 110 to 1057 code for a protein of 315 amino acids. Gene Ontology annotation, molecular function: ubiquitin protein ligase activity. Lineage: Eukaryota; Metazoa; Chordata; Actinopteri; Acipenseriformes; Polyodontidae. The transcript has 10 exons. Gene Ontology annotation, cellular component: nucleus.